Messenger RNA from Naegleria gruberi, 2148 nucleotides. RefSeq lists its product as uncharacterized. Bases 1 to 2148 code for a protein of 715 amino acids. The transcript has a single exon. Gene Ontology annotation, biological process: mitotic DNA damage checkpoint signaling; protein phosphorylation. The record is from RefSeq and is a predicted model, not a curated record. Gene Ontology annotation, molecular function: ATP binding; protein binding; protein serine/threonine kinase activity. Lineage: Eukaryota; Heterolobosea; Eutetramitea; Acrasida; Naegleriidae. Gene Ontology annotation, cellular component: nucleus; cytoplasm.
AUGGAAUCAAAUAAUGGGACUAUACAAUCCUAUGAAGUAAUGAUUCAGAAAUUGUUGAUGGGCGAUGAUAAAAUUGGUUUAGAUCUUAUCUAUCAAGAUUCCUAUCCAACCAAUGUUCAUGUUCCGGUUUUUAGUGAUGAUAAGAUUUCGAAAAAUGUUUUUGUUUUUUCUCAAUCUAUAUUGGAUUCCAGGAUUGAAAAGAGUGCCAAACUAGAGGAAAAACUCUUAAGGUAUAUUCAAGCAAGUUUAAGAUCGCAAUACAACAUCCAAAUUGAUGGUGUUUUCGAAAAAAUUACAAACGGAGGAUUGACGAGAAAUUUGUACUUUACUUCAGCAAAAGAUGCUAAAUGUAACAUCAAAACUUCAACUUUACAAACUUGGGAUGGACCAAUCAUCAGCUUGGAAAGUAUUAUGUACAAUAACCAAUAUCUUAAAACUAAAAAAUCCAAAGCCCAAUUCGUCACAAGAACUUUCUUUGACUUGUGUAUGUCAGUACAAGAAUUGCACGAUGCAAACAUUAGCCACAACAGCAUUCUUCCAAAGAACAUUUUAAUUCUUGCUAAGAGUAUUGAAGGAAUGUAUGAUGGAGAGGUUUUACUUCAAAUUCCAAGUUUUGGAAUUGAAACCAUUAAGGAGACUUUGAAUGAUGAACAUGUCACUUAUUACUCAAGGGAAGCAUAUGAAAGUGAUAAUGAUUUUGAACCAUCGAACGAUGUUCAUAUGCUUGGUACUAUGAUUUUGAGUAUUUUGUGUAAUGAAGAAAUAGAUGCCAAAAUGUUGGACCCUCAAAAUUGGAAAAACGAAUUACAAUUUGUGAAAGACAAGGCUCAAAGAGCUCUAACUGAUUUAUCAUCAAUUGAUAUUACUAUUGAAGUAACUAUUCAAAAACUGUUGAAUCUUGCUCUGCAAUGUAUUUCAGUUGAACCAGAAAAGAGACCAAAUAUUGAAGAAAUUAUUUCAGUUUUAGAUAAAUGCCGAGAAAGGUUAGGAUUAAUAGAAAGUGACGAGGAAGAUUUGAUGCCAAGACAAGCACAAAAGAAAACCAAAACAACAAGAGCUUUUUCUAUUGGUAAAAGAGAAACCAGUACGUCAAGCUCAACAACUUCGUCAAGUAGUUCAACAUCCACCAGUGAGAAGAAAUCAAGGUCUUGGAAGGCUCUCAUCAAACCAUUUACAGCACUGUUUACAAAGAAGAAUAGUAAGGAUCUUGAGGAGGGUUUGAAAAAGAAGGAUUCCUAUCAAGUAACAACGAGACUGAGUGAUGGCGCUUCAGCUAUUGUUUUUCUUGCCACUAAAAAGGAAACUAAUGAGAUUUGCGUGCUUAAAAAAUACAAAGAUGGAGCCCAAAGAGAUUUUGAUAGAGAAGUGGAAUGUCUAAAACUGUUCAAACAUAAGAAUAUUAUUCAAAUGUUGGACUAUUUUUCUUAUGAGGAAGUAGAUGAUUCAAACAAGAAAUCUCUUUGUAAUGUACUAGUAAUGGAAUAUUGUAAAUAUGGAGAUCUUUUUACUCAACAAAUUAGUUUUGUUGGUACAAAAGGAAAGAAGGUCAAAUAUAUGAAACCACUCAAAUAUUUGAAAUUAGUAGUUGAUUUACUGAAUGCAAUGCAUCUUGUUCAUUCAACUGGAUACGUUCAUUCAGAUGUAAAACCACAAAACAUUUUAAUAUCACAAGAUGGAAUUAGAUUGGCUGAUUUUGGGUUCUCUGUAAAGGUUAAUGAUCCUGUGAUUGGGGGUACUAUGAGAUAUCUUCCUCCAGAACACAAUGAAGGCCAACCAGCUUCAAAUACUAUUGAUGUUUACAGUAUUUGUUAUUCAUUAUUCGAAGUUUUAAGCAAAAAGAAAAUCAAUCUUCAAGCCAAGAUAACAUCGAAAGAAGAAUUUGAAAAAUUAUGGGAAGAAAACCUUAAAGAAAACCAUCACUUUUCUCGUAUUGCCAAACAUGGUAAAAAGAAGUGUAAUCACCACUUUGUUGAACCUCUGAUAGAUCUUCUUUCCCGAGGGCUUGAUCCAAUUCCUUCUAAAAGAUUAGCCUCACAAGAUGCACUCACAAUAGCUGUUAAUACUUGUAAAAAUCAUGCAGCAGUUGUUAUCCAAAAAGAAGUUAGAGGAUUCCUAGUGCGAAGAAGACUCAAUAAGAAGAAACAAUAA